UCCCCGCGCCGCGCCCCGCCCUCCGCCGCAGCCCGCGCCGGGGGUGGGGGCCGCCGAGCGCCAGCCCCCCGGCCGGCCCGAGAGCCCCCGCCGGGCCCCCUCCCCGCCCAGCGCCCCGCUCUCCUCCCGCCCGCCCCCUCCGCCGCUCCGCGCCUCCCUCUGCCUCUCCUUCCCCCAUUCUCCUGGAUUAAUUAAGGAGGCAGCGGCAGGAGUCUGAGUCCUGGCCGCGGGCCGGGGCCGGGGCGCCGCUGGCAGGAGCGCUUGGGGAUCCUCCAAGGCGACCAUGGCCUUGCUGGGAAAGCGCUGCGACGUCCCCACAAACGGCUGUGGGCCUGACCGCUGGAACUCCGCCAUCGCCCGCAAAGACGAGAUCAUCACGAGCCUCGUGUCUGCCUUAGAUUCCAUGUGCUCAGCGCUCUCCAAGCUGAACGCAGAAGUGGCCUGUGUCGCUGUGCACGAUGAGAGCGCCUUCGUGGUCGGCACCGACAAGGGGAGGAUGUUCCUGAACGCCCGCAAGGAGCUGCAGUCAGACUUCCUCAGGUUCUGCCGAGGGCCCCCGUGGAAGGAGCCGGAGGCAGAGCACCCCAAGAAGGUGCCUCGGGGUGAGGGUGGCAGCCGGAACAUCCCACGGUCUGCCCUGGAACAUGGCUCGGACGUGUACCUUCUGCGGAAGAUGGUAGAGGAGGUGUUUGAUGUUCUUUAUAGCGAGGCCCUGGGCCGGGCCAGCGUGGUGCCGCUGCCCUACGAGAGGCUGCUCCGGGAGCCGGGGCUGCUGGCUGUGCAGGGGCUGCCCGAGGGCCUGGCCUUCCGGAGGCCGGCUGAGUACGACCCCAAGGCCCUCAUGGCCAUCCUGGAGCACAGCCACCGGAUCCGCUUCAAGCUCAAGAGGCCGCUCGAGGAUGGCGGGCGGGACUCGAAGGCCCUGGUGGAGUUGAAUGGCAUCUCCCUGAUAGCCAAGGGGUCUCGGGACUGUGGCCUGCACGGCCAGGCCCCCAAGGGGCCACCCCAGGACCUGCCCCCAACCGCCACCUCCUCGUCCGUGGCCAGCUUCCUGUACAGCACCGCCCUUGCCAACCGCACCGCGCGGGAGCUCAAGCAGGAGGCACCCGCCUGCCCUCUUGCCUCCAGUGACCUGGGCCUCGGCCGGCCCGGGCCUGAGCCCAAGGCCCCCACUGCCCAAGACUUCCCAGACUGCUGUGGACAGAAGCCCACUGGGCCUGGCGGUCCUCUCAUUCAGAACGUCCAUGCCUCUAAGCGCAUCCUCUUCUCCAUCGUCCAUGACAAGUCAGAGAAGUGGGACGCCUUCAUAAAAGAAACCGAGGACAUCAACACGCUCCGGGAGUGUGUGCAGAUCCUGUUUAACAGCAGAUAUGCGGAAGCCCUGGGCCUGGACCACAUGGUCCCCGUCCCCUACAGGAAGAUCGCCUGCGACCCGGAGGCUGUGGAGAUCGUGGGCAUCCCGGACAAGAUCCCCUUCAAGCGCCCCUGCACCUACGGGGUCCCCAAGCUGAAGCGGAUCCUGGAGGAGCGACACAGCAUCCACUUUGUCAUUAAGAGGAUGUUCGAUGAGCGAAUUUUCACAGGGAACAAGUUUACCAAAGACCCCACAAAGCUGGAGCCAGCCAGCCCGCCCGAGGACAUCUCUGCGGAGGUCUCCCGUGCUGCUGUCCUGGACCUGGCUGGGACUGCUCGGUCGGACAAAAGCAGUCUCUCUGAAGACUGUGGGCCAGGAACCUCUGGGGAGCUGGGUGGGCUGAGACCCAUCAAAAUAGAGCCAGAGGAUCUAGAUAUCAUUCAGGUCACCGUCCCAGACCCUUCCCCAACCUCUGAGGAAAUGACAGACUCGAUGCCUGGACAUGUGCCCUCGGAAGAUUCCGGUUACGGGAUGGAGAUGCUGACUGACAAAGGCCCCAGCGAGGACCCGCGGCCUGAGGAGAGGCCUGUGGAGGACAGUCAUGGUGACGUGAUCCGGCCUCUGCGGAAGCAGGUGGAGCUGCUUUUCAACACGCGAUACGCCAAGGCCAUUGGCAUCUCGGAGCCUGUCAAGGUGCCCUACUCCAAGUUCCUGAUGUACCCAGAGGAGCUGUUUGUGGUGGGGCUGCCUGAAGGCAUCUCCCUCCGCAGGCCCAACUGCUUCGGGAUCGCCAAGCUCCGGAAGAUCCUGGAGGCCAGCAACAGCAUCCAGUUCGUCAUCAAGAGGCCUGAGCUGCUCACCGAAGGAGUCAAAGAGCCCCUCACAGACAGCCAAGAGAGGGAUUCCGGGGACCCUCUUGUGGAUGAGAGCCUGAAGAGACAGGGCUUUCAAGAAAAUUAUGAUGCCAGACUCUCACGGAUCGACAUUGCCAACACGCUGAGGGAGCAGGUCCAGGAUCUGUUCAAUAAGAAAUACGGGGAAGCCUUGGGCAUCAAGUACCCGGUCCAGGUCCCCUACAAGAGGAUCAAGAGUAACCCCGGCUCGGUGAUCAUCGAGGGGCUGCCCCCCGGGAUCCCUUUCCGAAAGCCCUGCACCUUUGGCUCCCAGAACCUGGAGAGGAUCCUUGCGGUGGCUGACAAGAUCAAGUUCACCGUCACCAGGCCUUUUCAAGGACUCAUCCCAAAGCCUGAUGAAGAUGAUGCCAACAGACUUGGGGAGAAGGUGAUCCUCCGGGAGCAGGUGAAGGAGCUCUUCAACGAGAAAUACGGUGAGGCCCUGGGCCUGAACCGGCCUGUGCUCGUCCCUUACAAACUGAUUCGGGACAGCCCAGAUGCUGUCGAGGUCACAGGCCUGCCCGAUGACAUCCCUUUCCGGAACCCCAACACAUAUGACAUACACCGGCUGGAGAAGAUCCUGAAGGCCCGGGAGCACGUCCGCAUGGUCAUCAUCAACCAGCUCCAGCCUUUUGCAGAAAUCUGCAAUGAUGCCAAGGUGCCAGCCAAAGACAGCAGCAUCCCCAAGCGCAAGAGAAAGCGGGUCUCCGAAGGGAAUUCCAUCUCGUCUUCCUCCUCCUCUAACCCGGAGUCAGUGGCAUCCACCAACCAGAUCUCACUCGUGGUAAAGUUGCACAGACCUGGACCUGACUGCUCUUCUCUCUGGCUUUCAGCCGGCACUUGGGCAGGCUUGUCUACUCCGGAGCGUGGGUCUGGGGUGCGGGGAGAUGCUGGGCACUGAGUAGAGUCUGCAGACACAUCUGCCUGCCCUACCCAUGAGACAGUCCACCCCCCUCUCAUCAGGUGCCCACAGGCGCCCGGGGAAGGAGUUCACACCCCCACUGUGCAGAUGGGCAAGCUGAGGCCGAGGAGAGGGAAGGGACCUGACCACCCACUCGGCAGGACCUCAAGCAGACUCCUGGGUUCCCGGGGCAAUCAGAUGCUAGACUAAUCUCUGUGCUCACAUCACAUGCUCUGAGCCACAGCCCUGUGAGGUGUUCCCUGCAGUUACGUAGACAAGGAAAACCAGGGUCAGAGGCCGCAUGACUGUGGCCUCAUGGCUGGUCAGUGGUGGAUGGAGACCCCACCUCCAAAGCGCCACCUGUUCUGCCAUGUGGCUGGAUUUUUCUCUCCCACCACGAGGAAAACCUCAUUAAGGGCACACACUUGAGGGUUCUUUCUGAUUUCAAAAUAUUAGUUUUGAAAUCCUGAGUCCAAAUGGGGAGAAUAUUGGAAGACAGUUGAAAAUGACUUUAGGAUUUCUUUAUCCUUGGACCCCUUCCUGCUAAACCCCGAAGCUCAGGCUUUGCCUCUGUUCCUGCCAGGGUGCUCACAGAGGGUCCCUAGCCCCUCGCACCACCCAGAGAGACAGGACAGCUGCUUUGGGGCCUGAGGCCUGGAGGGGGCUGAGUUGAUGGUGGUGACCAGCAGUUCUGAGCCAAUCCCCAAUUCCCUCCCCACAUGUCUGCUCACAUGGCUAGCCCCCGGGACACAGGUGGGAAUAGGUCAGAAGACUCCAGCCCAGGCCCCAUGGCCACUGGUGAACUGCGUGACCUUAGACAGGUCACGUCCCAUCUCUGGGCAUUCCAUGGCCUCAAAAUAAAUAGCAUCUGAGGAAGCCCUUCAGAAAGCAGCGCUGAGUGUUCUGGUAUGCUCUCCACGUCACCCGGAGUCCUAACCCGGGCUCUCUGUCCCCCUCU
This is a messenger RNA of Orcinus orca (killer whale), 4106 nucleotides long. RefSeq names its product GTF2I repeat domain containing 1 (gene GTF2IRD1). Gene Ontology annotation, cellular component: nucleus. Gene Ontology annotation, biological process: transcription by RNA polymerase II. Gene Ontology annotation, molecular function: DNA-binding transcription factor activity. Lineage: Eukaryota; Metazoa; Chordata; Mammalia; Artiodactyla; Delphinidae. The record is from RefSeq and is a predicted model, not a curated record. Bases 284 to 3148 code for a protein of 954 amino acids. The transcript has 26 exons.